This is a messenger RNA of Dromiciops gliroides (monito del monte), 911 nucleotides long. Its product is annotated as cytochrome c oxidase subunit 4 isoform 2, mitochondrial. The coding region runs from base 113 to 652 and encodes 179 amino acids. NCBI's taxonomy places the organism in Eukaryota, Metazoa, Chordata, Mammalia, Microbiotheria, Microbiotheriidae. Gene Ontology annotation, biological process: mitochondrial electron transport, cytochrome c to oxygen. The transcript has 5 exons. The record is from RefSeq and is a predicted model, not a curated record.
AUUGGGGGGGGGAAAGAGGUUGGGCUCUAGCUCUUGUUCUACCCGCCCCUAGGAGCAGCUGUUCUCCACCUCUAUCUCUCUCUGGGAGAGUAAGCUGAGUCGUCCUGCCCUGAUGUUACCAGUGAUGCGCUCUCUGCCCUACUCUCCCUGGAUCGCUUUGAUGAGGAGAGGAGUCAUGGGGGUCCAAAGCAUCCGGCAGGCCCACGGUUCAGGAGGUACUGCCUGUAGCCAGAAGAUGCCUCCCUAUACAAACUACCACGCAGAGCGCAAUUACCCCAUGCCGGAUGAGCCCUUCUGUAGUGAGCUGAGUCCCCAGCAGCGGGCACUGAAGGAAAAGGAAAAAGGGCCGUGGAAGAAGCUUACAGAUGCUGAGAAAGUGGCCCUUUAUCGAAUGCAGUUCCAUCAGACCUUUGCAGAGAUGAACCGACCAUCCAAUGAAUGGAAGACGGUGUUGGGGGGAGUCUUCUUUUUCUUUGGCUUCACUGGACUCCUGAUAUGGUGGCAGCGGCUAUAUGUAUUUCCAGAGAAGCCAAUCACCUUGUCUGAGGACUGGAAGUCGAAACAGUUGCAGCGGGUAUUGGACAUGAAGGGAAAUCCAAUUCAAGGCCUGACCUCUCGUUGGGAUUAUGUUCGGAAGGAAUGGAAGAAGUGACGCCCCAGCCUGAACUGUCCUGGCUCAUCCUUUCCAAGCCAACAGACCUGUCCACACCCAACCCCAGCCUUGGGACAGCUCUUACUGGAUACUCCUCUCUAUUCCCUCCACUCUCUUUUCUUUCCCUUCUUUUCCUCCAUUUGCAUCUCUUCCUGUAUCCUUUUUUCCCCCAAUAAAGAAAUAUCAAACGUGGUUCCUGGACUCCUUAGUGUAACGAUUGGAAUGACGGCACCUGCUGGAUACUUACUGUAGAAGAGUU